This is a messenger RNA of Bemisia tabaci, 2013 nucleotides long. It is a transcript of the gene Balat, whose product is annotated as Beta-alanine transporter. Gene Ontology annotation, molecular function: transmembrane transporter activity. Gene Ontology annotation, biological process: transmembrane transport. Gene Ontology annotation, cellular component: membrane. Lineage: Eukaryota; Metazoa; Arthropoda; Insecta; Hemiptera; Aleyrodidae. The record is from RefSeq and is a predicted model, not a curated record.
UUUAUCCAGUUUAUGUAGGUCACUUAAAAACUCUGGAAUAGCCUGAGAAAAGAUUUAAAUAUCCUGUUGACUAAAUUAAUACUGGUCUUGUCUAUUUUCAAAACCUGAGCAAGGAAGAAGGAAGAGAGUGCAUUGAAUGUUGACGGAAGAGGGAGGGGUUGAUUUUUUUUGUUUUAGCUCAGUGACUCAAACCCUUGGCAUUGUUAAUGGGCCCUUUGUUGUUCCCCCUUGUAUUUACCUCUCAUAGCUCCUGCUCUUGAAAAUGCCUGCCCAGCCAUUCCAGUCUUCAGCAAGCUAUGGAUUUAGACAAUCUACUCCCUGAUGUAGGUGAAUAUGGAACUUAUCAAAAAAGGCUUCUGUGGUUUGUUUUGUUACCGUGUGUGCUACCAUGUGGUUUUCAUGCCUACAACCAGCUCUUCAUGGCUGCCUCCCCUCAACACUGGUGCUAUGUGCCUGAAUUGAAACAUCUUGAUAUCAAGGAAGCAAAACAAUUAAGUAUCCCAGAAAGCAAUAAUGGAAAACUCAGCCAGUGCCUCAUGUACGAUAGGAACUACACUGCCAUUGCAUCCUUUCCUAAUGAGUCAGUGCCUCUGGGGAAAGCAGUGCCGUGCAAGUAUGGUUGGACUUUCGAUCAUUCAGAAUACAAAGAGACAAUUGUCACAGAGUGGAAUUUGGUGUGCAAUAAAGACUUUUACCCAACUGGUGCCUUAGUUUUGUUGGCCAUAGGAGGACUAAUAGGAAACUAUAUUUUUGGAUACAUCCAAGAUGGUCUUGGAAGGAAGCCUGCUUUUUUUAUCUACCUCUUCAUUGAAACAGUUUUUGGGAUCGGAACGGCUUUCAUGAACUCUUUUUGGUCAUGGGUGCUGUUUCGCUUUGGCGUUGGAUUCACUGUUCCUGCCAUUUUAGCCACUCCUUACGUACUAAGUAUCGAGUUGGUGGGACCAGAAUAUCGAACAACUGUUACCAUUUUAAUCAACAUUGCGUACUCAAUCGCGCUAACUCUUUUAGCAUGCAUAGUUUACUUAGUCCGAGACUGGAGACUCCUGGCCUUGUAUACGUCUGUUCCAUUUGCUUUUUUCUUCUUUUAUCUGAGAGACAUGCCAGAAUCUCCAAGAUGGCUCCUUGCCAGAGGGUCUUAUGCAAAGGCUGAAAAAAUUCUCAACAAAAUGGCAAAGGUUAACAAUAAACCUAUUCCCCCUGAUUGGUUUUCGAGGAAAAAGGGGGAGUGUGAUAAAGUCAUCCAUGAUGUUGAGGACAAGAAACAUUACGGAGUGACAGAUCUUUUUCGAACCCCAAAUUUAAGGAAGAAAACUUUAAUCAUCACAUUUAUCUGGUUCACCAACACAAGCGUAUACGUUGGGCUUUCUUACUAUGCACCAUUACUUGGAGGAAAUGAGUUCCUGAAUUUUUUCUUGGCUGGAGCUGUGGAACUGCCAACAUAUUUGAUCUUAUGGCCUGCCAUGGAACACUGGGGCCGAAGAUGUGCUCUCUCCAGCAGUAUGAUAUUCGGAGGAUUGUCUUGCGUGUUAACCAUAUUCAACCAAGAAAAUGAAUUUGGUACGUGGUUAGGUUUAGUGUUGUAUUGCUGUGGCAAAAUGGGAAUAUCAUGUUCCUACGUCGUUUUACCUCUUUUUGCUUCCGAGCUGUAUCCGACCGUUGUCCGAGGCCUUGGAAUGUCAACUAGUGCUGUUGUAGGCAUGCUAGGACCUAUUUUCAUCCCUCUCUUAAAUUAUAUGGGAGGAGAACUACCCCUGUUGGUCAUGGGAGUCUUGCUUUUGUUGGGCGGAAUAGCUACUCUUUUUCUACCAGAGACCCAUCAUCUCCAUCUUCCUCAAACUAUUGAGGACGCAGAAAAUUUUGGAAACUCCAAAAGCAAAACAUCUACAUCAACUAAGUGGAAUUCAGGUAGUUGCUCAAAUCAGAAUGACACAGUAAGCUGAAAAAAGCAUGUUGAAAUUUUGUGUUUCACGAGAUGUAAAUUUAAUGUUUAAUUACAGUUUUCCCCAAAAAUUC